AUGUACAAAAGACAUCUUCCGCCGGCUCAUUAUUCAUUAAAGAUACAAUCAUUUUCCUUAUUAUCAACAUCCAACGCGGACAAGUAUGAAUCUGGUGUUUUUGAAGCUGGGGGCUACAAUUGGAGACUAUCUCUUUACCCUAAUGGAGAUAAGGACAAUAAUGGGUUGGGAUAUAUUUCCUUAUAUUUGUCAAUUGAGGAGACAAAUAAGCUUCCUCACGGUUGGGAGGUUGAUGUCAACUACAAGCUUUUUGUGUAUGACAAGAUACGAGACACAUACCUGACCAUCCAAGAUGGUGAUGGGGCAGUGAGGAGCUUCCAUGACUUGAAGACCCAAUGGGGGUUUUCUCAGUUUCUAUCCUUGGAAACAUUCAAGGAGGCUUCAAAUGGAUACCUUGUGGGCGACUCUUGUAUAUUUGGGGCCGAGGUUUUUGUCAUCAAAUCUACUGGCAAAUGGGAGUCUCUUACCAUGAUCAAAGACCCGCCAAACAAGACAUUCACUUGGAAGAUGCAAAGCUUCUCCAAAUUAGACCAGAGCAUUUACUAUUCUGACGCCUUCACUGUUGGAGAGAGUCGUUGUUACUUGGUAAUAAAGACCUUCCUCCCAAGAGAAAAAGUGUAUCGCGAGUGCAAUUUACGCGUGUUAGACCAGCUGAAUGAUACCCAUAAGGAGAGAAAAAAUUGCCACUGGGUCACAGGAUCAGAAAAUUCAUGGGGUUUCCCAGACUUUAUGUCCUUAGAGGAUCUCCAUAAGCCAUCGAAAGGGUUUAUUUAUAAUGAUGUUCUGAUUGUUGAAGUUCAAUUCCUCGUGGUGUCGGCCGUCAAGGUUGUUGGAGUUUGA
Messenger RNA from Syzygium oleosum, 840 nucleotides. RefSeq lists its product as uncharacterized. NCBI's taxonomy places the organism in Eukaryota, Viridiplantae, Streptophyta, Magnoliopsida, Myrtales, Myrtaceae. The record is from RefSeq and is a predicted model, not a curated record. The transcript is spliced from 5 exons. The coding region runs from base 1 to 840 and encodes 279 amino acids. Gene Ontology annotation, molecular function: protein binding.